Molecule: messenger RNA, 1155 nt
Organism: Procambarus clarkii (red swamp crayfish)
Lineage: Eukaryota; Metazoa; Arthropoda; Malacostraca; Decapoda; Cambaridae
Source: RefSeq, a predicted model, not a curated record
AUGGGUAUUAACCGAUACCAGGACGUAGAAGUAGACGAUCUACCAGUAGAAGUAGGGGGAGUAGAAGAACUCCCAGAACCCCAUGAAGCAGGUGUGCGAUAUACUAUGUUUUUGUUUGAUGUGACUGAAGAAAGGAUUAAGAAAGUGACAAUUUGCGAGAGCUUAGCGAGCUUCGACACCUCUUCGAAGACGGCGCAGAGACACUCCAUGUUUUGCCAUCGUUCAGGCUCGGACCAGUUUACUGGUUGUGGCUCGGACCAGUUUACUGGUCGUGGCUCGGACCAGUUUACUGGUCGUGGCUCGGACCAGUUUACUGGUCGUGGCUCGGACCAGUUUACUGGUCGUGGCUCGGACCAGUUUACUGGUCGUGGCUCGGACCAGUUUACUGGUCGUGGCUCGGACCAGUUUACUGGUCGUGGCUCGGACCAGUUUACUGGUCGUGGCUCGGACCAGUUUACUGGUCGUGGCUCGGACCAGUUUACUGGUCGUGGCUCGGACCAGUUUACUGGUCGUGGCUCGGACCAGUUUACUGGUCGUGGCUCGGACCAGUUUACUGGUCGUGGCUCGGACCAGUUUACUGGUCGUGGCUCGGACCAGUUUACUGGUCGUGGCUCGGACCAGUUUACUGGUCGUGGCUCGGACCAGUUUACUGGUCGUGGCUCGGACCAGUUUACUGGUCGUGGCUCGGACCAGUUUACUGGUCGUGGCUCGGACCAGUUUACUGGUCGUGGCUCGGACCAGUUUACUGGUCGUGGCUCGGACCAGUUUACUGGUGAUGGCUCGGACCAGUUUACUGGUGAUGGCUCGGACCAGUUUACUGUUUGUGGCUCGGACCAGUUUACUGGUUGUGGCUCGGACCAGUUUACUGGUUGUGGCUCGGACCAGUUUGCUGGUGAUGGCUCGGACCAGUUUACUGGUCGUGGCUCGGACCAGUUUACUGGUCGUGGCUCGGACCAGUUUACUGGUCGUGGCUCGGACCAGUUUACUGGUUGUGGCUCGGACCAGUUUACUGGUUGUGGCUCGGACCAGUUUACUGGUUGUGGCUCGGACCAGUUUACUGGUCGUGGCUCGGACCAGUUUACUGGUUGUGGCUCUGGUAAAUAUGAGAAAAAUAAAGGAUAUUUAACAGACACGAGAAAGAAGUUCCCUAGCUAA